ACCUAAAUUCAAAAACUUAGGGUUUGAAAAUUCAAAAAGCCAUCUCCCUAAUCACGUGACUAGCACUCCCCAAUCAAUCAAGGGCCAAAUUCAAAGCAAGUUAAUCCAACGGCUGAGAUAGCCGCGUCAGGUUAAAGCUAACAUUGAACUAUUUCGGUUGAAUAUAUAUACACUUUCAAAUUAGGUUAGGGUCUCUCUCUCUCUCACUCAAACCACAAUCACAGCAGCAGCAGCAGCUUUCUAUAUAUACAGCAUGGCUCUGCCGAAUCAGCAAACUGUUGAUUACCCGAGUUUCAAGCUUGUAAUUGUCGGUGAUGGCGGAACUGGAAAAACUACUUUUGUGAAGAGACACUUGACCGGAGAAUUUGAGAAGAAAUAUGAACCAACCAUUGGUGUUGAGGUUCAUCCCUUGGAUUUCUUCACCAAUUGUGGAAAGAUUCGGUUUUACUGCUGGGACACAGCUGGACAGGAGAAAUUCGGUGGUCUUCGUGAUGGAUAUUAUAUUCAUGGUCAAUGUGCCAUUAUCAUGUUUGAUGUGACCGCAAGAUUGACUUACAAGAAUGUUCCCACAUGGCAUCGUGAUCUUUGCCGUGUGUGUGAAAACAUCCCAAUUGUGCUGUGCGGUAACAAGGUUGAUGUAAAGAACCGUCAAGUGAAGGCGAAACAGGUUACUUUCCAUAGAAAGAAGAACCUGCAGUAUUAUGAGAUCUCAGCCAAGAGCAAUUACAACUUUGAGAAGCCUUUUCUUUAUCUCGCCCGGAAACUUGCUGGAGACCCCAAUUUGCAUUUUGUCGAGUCUCCUGCCCUUGCUCCUCCAGAAGUGCAAAUAGACAUGGCCGCACAACAACAGCAUGAAGCAGAGCUUGCUGCAGCUGCUAGCCAGCCGCUUCCAGAUGACGACGAUGAUGCUUUUGAAUAGGGUCCAAAAGUUGAAGCGGAUUUUUAUGAGGGUUUGUGUCUGUUGAGUUUUGGAUUGUUGAAUGGUUUUAUUAUAAACUUUUGGUAGGAAGGAUGCAGUGAGGUUUGUGUUUGUAUUUGGUGUUGUGAAGCAAUGUUUGGGUGUUGAGUUUUAACAGCUCCCAAUAUCUUCUUCUUCAUUAUGUUAUUGUCAUACAUUUCUAUGUCAUUCUCGAUUGAUUGAAUCA
Messenger RNA from Helianthus annuus (common sunflower), 1145 nucleotides. RefSeq names its product GTP-binding nuclear protein Ran-3. The transcript has 8 exons. The record is from RefSeq and is a predicted model, not a curated record. Bases 254 to 919 code for a protein of 221 amino acids. Gene Ontology annotation, cellular component: nucleus; cytoplasm. Gene Ontology annotation, biological process: protein import into nucleus; ribosomal subunit export from nucleus. Lineage: Eukaryota; Viridiplantae; Streptophyta; Magnoliopsida; Asterales; Asteraceae. Gene Ontology annotation, molecular function: GTP binding; GTPase activity.